AAUAUGUUAAAGAUUUUCUUGAAUUUCAUUCCAAUACAAUAUCAACCCAUUUUGUUAUCAAAUUUUCACACUUUUAAAUUUCAAAACACUUCAUAUAUCAACACGUUUCUAUUUUAAUUACCUCUAGUUAACAUUUAAGUAAAUCAAAUUUUGGCAAUUAAGUUUGUUAGUAUUUAAAGUUGCUCUAUAAAAACCAAUUGGGAAACUUGAUCUAUUUCAGUAUUACAAAUGGAUUAUUCAAAAGGAAAUAUUGCUAAAGAUAAUACUUCAGAUAAACUGAUAAUAAAGGUUAAGGUUGCGGGCGAGAAUUAUCAUGAUCUAUUAAUAGACUGGUCAGAAAAGAGUGGCCCAAACAAAGGACAACAAGUGGUUCACCAACUUUCAUUGAUAACAGGAAUUCCUGUCAAAAAUAUUGAUCGGAUUACCAUUGCAAAUCCACCACAUAUUAGAUACUGUUCCAUCCUGAAUGUUGAACGACGAGGAUUAAACCUUGAUCGAUGGAAAGAUGGAUUCACAAAGGAGAAUCUUUUGGGAAGGUUAAAUGAUGGCGAUUGCUUUGCUAUUUCCGAAGACUUGUGGCAUAAAGAUAGCGGUUUAUUCGAGUUCUCAAUAGUUUUGAAAAGUCGUGCUUUGUUUAAUGAGGAUGAGUGUACUUAUGAAUAUUGUCAUUAUGCAAAUAAUAGAGAUUUUUUGAACAGGCAAAUAGCAAUUGCUACAAACUCGCAAUUGCAUUUGAAAUUGAAUGCCUUUCUAGUUCCAAGAAAAUAUUUGCCAGUGAGGAGAAUUUUGAAAGAGCUAAACUUGCAACAGUUUGUUAAUUGUGCCCCUCCAUAUUGUAGCCAAGGGCCUUCAAUACAGGUAAGGCAACAGUAUUAUAUAGGAUUUGCUUCUAUUGUCAUGCCUUAUUACUCACGAACUCAUGGUUAACUUUUAUUCAUUUGUAUCCAAUCAAUAUUUAAGCAUACAAAAAUUUUCAAUAAAAUUAUAAUCAAUUUUCAACGUUUUUAAUGA
This is a messenger RNA of Tetranychus urticae (two-spotted spider mite), 1011 nucleotides long. RefSeq lists its product as uncharacterized. The record is from RefSeq and is a predicted model, not a curated record. Lineage: Eukaryota; Metazoa; Arthropoda; Arachnida; Trombidiformes; Tetranychidae.